AUGGCAGCUUUUUCGUACCAAUUACAGCAGACUUUUGUCCAACAACACAGCAACCUGGUGGAUUCAAUGUACAAUAAUUUGCAAAGCUCAUCUUCCCAAUUCAGGAUGUCUGGCCCUUUUGAGGAACCAAACAUCAUCUCCCUUUUUCCUCAUCAGUUCCACCAACCUCAUGCCACUUCCAAUCUCAUUGAAAAUACCUGUUGUGUUCUGCAGGAACACAAUAAUGAGCAGUGCUCAGCAAACAAUACUGCUACUGUUACUGCUGAUUCUUCCUCUGUAACUGAUAAGCUUGAAGCUGGAGAAGACCAAGUUACUCAGAAUGUUUUGCCAUCAUCCAUGGAUAGCAAAAGGAAAUCUAAUGAGAGCCCUGCUCCCAGUUCUGCUCAAUCAAAAGUCAUAGGUGAUCAUCCUAGAGCAAAGAAACAGAGGAAAUGCAACAGGAAUGCAAAAGGUGAUGAAGAAAACAAACCCAAAAAAGAUAGCAAAAAUCAGAAAAAAGUUGAUCAAGAAGCUCCAACAGGGUACAUUCAUGUUAGAGCCAGGAGGGGCCAAGCCACAGAUAGCCACAGCCUAGCAGAAAGGGUUAGGAGAGAAAAAAUCAGUGAAAGGAUGAAGCUUUUGCAAGCACUUGUACCAGGUUGUGACAAGGUAACCGGAAAGGCCCUCAUGUUGGAUGAAAUUAUCAAUUAUGUCCAAUCCCUACAAAAUCAAGUCGAGUUUCUUUCUAUGAAGCUUGCUUCCUUAAAUCCCUUGUUCUACGAAUAUGGCAUGGAUUUAGACUGCUUCAUGACUAGACCUGAUCAGACUUUGAGUGAUAUGGCAUCUCCAGUACACACUAUGCAGCAAAGCAAGCCAAUGGAAGCACCAAUCAUUUCUGACACAAACCCUACUACUACUACAACUUUAAGAACUGAUGCUGUUUCCAAUAGCUAUUCCCAGUUAGACAAUUCCCCUUCAGUAUUCUUCCCACAAAUUCUUUCUCAGGCAAAUGGACAGGUCUUAUGGGAAGUGGAUGAACAAAGACACAAACUAAUUAAUAAUAAUCAGGCAGCUGGGUUCACCAGCAACCUGUGUUCAUACCAUUAA
Oldenlandia corymbosa var. corymbosa is the source of this 1086-nucleotide messenger RNA. The record is from the annotation of a GenBank genome assembly. Lineage: Eukaryota; Viridiplantae; Streptophyta; Magnoliopsida; Gentianales; Rubiaceae.